AAAAGGAAAGUGAAGCUACUACAGGCCAGAAGUCCUGCUCAGACUUGUAAACACUCCUUCCUCAUGCUAUGUGGGAGGAGCCACUCACUGAGAGAAGAGAAGUUGCAAGAGUUCCCUGAAACCCUGAAAGUGAACGGUUAUACAACACAAAGAGGAAAAGGCAGAGUGGGCCAGUCAUGGACACGGUGACAAAUAUUUUGGGUGCGGCACAAACCAUCUAUGCUCUGUUUGAGCGGGUGAAGUGCUGUAAGUGCCAAAGCCGACGCCUUGUGGAGCGCGUCCGGAUUCUGAUGCGGCCCAUUGAGACUCUGCAGGCUCGAUCCACCAAGACGGUCUCUCCCCAACUGGAAGAGAUGCUGCAGAAACUGCUGAGCGUCCUGGAAAAGGCCAAGAAUCUGCUUGUGAAAUACAGCCAGCAGAACUGGAUGCAGAAACUCCUGAAAGCCAAUGAAUGUUUGGAAGAGUUUUCAAGCGUGAAUGAGCAACUCAGCGAUGCUGCGGAAGGGCUGUCGUUGCUACUGCAAGUGGAACAGACCUUCAAGAAGAGUUUUCAGAGAGAUGUCCUGCGCCGGGAGGACAGCCAAGACUUUGAGGCUGACAGGGCAUCUUUGGAAGAGAUGCACAAAAACAGCAAGGACACCAGGGAUGGUGUGGAAAACAUCCAGCGUGAAGUAGUACAACUUCAGAAUAAACUGGACAAAGUUCUGCAAAAGUUGGAUGCAGGACAGAGAAGUUCCUUAGCGGAUGUGGAAACUGUCGAGAUUGAAAAAAGACUUCUCACUAAGUGGACUCUUUUGAGGGAGUUCGAUAGCCAUGUGCUUUAUAAAGGAGAGUAUCACAAGUCCCCCGUGGCUAUCAAAGUCUUCAAAAACCCAGUGAUUACCAGCACACAGAAAGUGAGAGAGCUCUUCAGCAAGGAGAUCAAAGCGAUGAAGAGAUUUGAAUCGCCUCACAUCCUUCGUAUGUAUGGCAUCUGCAUAGACGAGAGCGGUUCAAGACCUGAAUUCUCCAUUGUCACAGAAUAUUGUGAGAAAGGCACCUUGCGGGAGGUGGUGAGGAAAGAACCAGACUUACCCUGGAAGAUUCGCUUACAAAUGGCCCUUCAUGCUGCUGUUGGCGUGUACAGGUUGCACCAGACUGGGGACAAGUCUCAGCUGCAUGGCUCAAUCAACAGCAACAAGUUCCUGGUGGCUGAAGGCUACAAUGUCAAACUGUCAGGCUUUGAACUAUCUCAAACAGAAUCAUCUCUCCGACGGAAACACAAGGAGAAAAAAGAGAAAGAAAUCUCUCCUUCUGCCUACGUGUGCCCCCAGGGGCUGGCAUCAGUGAAUCACAUAUAUGACUUGCCAAGUGAAAUCUACAGCUUUGGCAUUGUGCUUUGGGAGAUUGCAACUAGCAAGACCCCUUUUAGAGGGUGCACUUCACAGGAGAUCUAUCAGAAAGUUUGUAAGGAAGGCUACCAAGAACCCCUGGGAAAAGACUGUCCUGCUGGCCUGCUGGAGGUCAUCAACCUCUGUCGGAGCUACCAGCCUUCUAAACGCCCAUCAGCUGAAGCGAUUGUGGAUGCUCUCUGGUCCAUCUCUUCCACUACAACCUUGUGAAAAGACAACCUGAGAUGUCUGUGGAGAAAAUGAGAACUUGUUUCCCGCAAAGGCUAUGGGACAACAUUGCUGACUCCACGGAGAACUGAUUUGUGGUAUGACUGGUCUAGAUAUGGCCAGGAACGUUUUCUUUUUCGCCCUGGACUACAAGGUAGAAAUAUUCUCUGUGCAGUCUGGCACAGUGCCUCUAUUUCUAAACUCGCAAUAAAUGGUUCAGAAAACUUAUAGAAUUGUUAUAGUUUUUUUAGCAGCUUCUCAUUUCAUUACUAUAUAUUGCAUUACAGGGUUAUAGGGAAUGGAGUCAAGUGUAAAGAGAUGGAGGUCUUUUAGCAAGACUGAUAUAUUGACAUGUAUAAUUACUACAAAUACUUACAUUGGAUGAGAUUAAAUAUUUUCUGUGGAAGCGAUUCAUUGGAAUGUAUAUGAGAACCAGGGUGGUAUAGUGGUUACUGGGUCAGUCUAGAAUCUGGGAGACUCAGGUUUGAACCCCCGCUCUGCCAUGGAAACUUGCUGACUGACCCUUGGCCUGUCAGCCUGACUUACCUCACAGGGUUGCUGCAGGGUUGCCAACCUCCUGGUGGCACCUGGAGAUCUUCUGCUAUUACAACUGAUCUCCAGAAGACCAAGUUCCGUUCCCAUUGAGAAAAUUGCUGCU
Messenger RNA from Sphaerodactylus townsendi, 2256 nucleotides. It is a transcript of the gene MLKL, whose product is annotated as mixed lineage kinase domain like pseudokinase. The transcript has 11 exons. Gene Ontology annotation, biological process: protein phosphorylation; cell surface receptor signaling pathway. Bases 177 to 1601 code for a protein of 474 amino acids. Lineage: Eukaryota; Metazoa; Chordata; Lepidosauria; Squamata; Sphaerodactylidae. The record is from RefSeq and is a predicted model, not a curated record. Gene Ontology annotation, molecular function: ATP binding; protein kinase activity.